Dromaius novaehollandiae (emu) is the source of this 4479-nucleotide messenger RNA. Its product is annotated as maestro heat-like repeat-containing protein family member 2B. Lineage: Eukaryota; Metazoa; Chordata; Aves; Casuariiformes; Dromaiidae. The record is from RefSeq and is a predicted model, not a curated record. Gene Ontology annotation, cellular component: cytoplasm. The transcript is spliced from 38 exons. The annotation marks the transcript as partial.
GCUGCUGCGGGGCGGCAUGUCCCAUCGCUGCCGUGUGCGGUGUGUCCCCAGGGCAGCAGAGCGGAGACCUACCGUGAGCUGGAGAGCGUCUUGUGGGGCGACGAGAGCCAUCUGCAGAGCUCUGAGGUGGACAGAGUGAUAGCAGUGGCGUUGGAGGACCUGCGAGCGGCCCAGGGUGGGACGGCCUCCGUGAGGACGGCGGCUAGUGAUGUCCUGGUGGCGCUGGCCCGCUCCCACUUGUGCGACGUGGUGUCGGCGCUGCAGGGCCACCUGAAGGCCCUGGAGGAGACGUCGGAGGAGUUUGUCCUCAUCACCCUGCGCAACCUCGCCACACGCUACGCCCUGCAGUGCGUGCCCUUCGCGGCAACGACACUGUCAGCCCUGCGCGGCGUGCUGAGCGAGGUGGGGAGCGGCCGGAUGCUGUGCGCCGUCUGCGGCGUUCUGGAGCAGUGGUGCAGCGGCAUAAGCAUGUACUUCCGCGAGGGGGAGAAAGGUGCCUUCCCUCGCCUGGGGCCUGCCCAGCUCUGUGCCCACGUUUACCCGCUCUUCUGCUACGUGAGCAGAAAGCGGCGGUGCUGCGAGGAGGAAGAGGUCAAGCAGGCUGUGCUCAGGGCGAUGGGUGCCAUGAUGGGUGUCCUCCUGCACGUGGAGGAGCACCGUGAGCACGCCUGGGAGCAUCUCCUCUGGCUGCUGCACCAGUAUCGGGAAGUCUGGGACCCCUUUGGGGUGACCGUGAGUCUCGGCUAUUUCCUGGGGGCUGUGGCAGACAUUCAGACCCGCGUGCCCCGGGCCAGGCAUCUGGCCAUCGCCACUGCUGUGCACCAGCAGCUCUGCGAUGAGAUGGAGCCGCCCAGCCCAGAGCACAGAGCAGAGCUGUGCCGCUGCAUGGUGCUGCAGGCCCGAAUUUGCCCGGAGGAGACCAUCGAGUUCCUCUACUACAAGCUGAGGAACGGGAGCAAGGCCGAUCGCGUGGCAGCCGUGGCAGUGCUGCAAGCUCUGGUCCGCUCUGACGCCCCGGACACGAGGGAGAAGCUGCCCCUCUUUGCGAAGCUGGUGCAGUCUGUGUGCCAUGACCCCGCAGCCCAGUUGAGGAGGGCAGUGCUGCAUUUCAUUGGGGAGCUGCUGCGCUCCAGUGCCCUGGGCUGCUCGGCGUGGGACGUGGUGGGGCACCUCUUCAGCGAGUUCAGCCGGGCCUCGGGCAGACUGGCAAUGGGAAACCUUAGCAUGGUGGAAGCGCGGGAAGAAAGGGCUGUUCAGAGCCUGUGCGCCCACGUGCUGGGCACGCUGGAUGUCUCUGCCGGAGCGGUGGCCAAACUCCUGUGGCCAAAGCUGCUGUGGUACGUGGUGCCAGCCAAGUACACGGGCAUGAUGGUCCCGCUCUGCCGCUGCCUGCGCAGCCUGGCCGAGAGACGGGACAGGGCAGAGCAGGAGCAAGAGGAGGCAGCGCCUGAGGCCCUGGAGUCUGAGGAGCCAGCCGCUCUGCCAGCUCCCCAGGCCCUGCUGGCUCGCCUGCUGGUGGUGGCGGCAGUGGCUCCACACGCGGGCGGUGGCCGUGGAGCCGCGGCCCUGCAGCUGCUGCAGGCGCUCCCCGGCACGAUCCACGGAGCCGUGGGGGCGAAGUGGGCCGCAGACAUCCCCCUGCUGCUGCAGCACCUGGCAGGAACAACAGCGAGCUCCCUGGACGUGGCCGAGUGGGAGAGCCUUCUGCUGAAGUUCCUGCAAACCUCUCUGGAGCUCAUUGCGAGCGAGGCCUGGACCGUGGGCCUGAGCCAGGAGCUGAGCCGGCAGCUGGGCAGCUCUCCCCGCCUGUCCUGGGAGAAGCGGUUCCUGUACAAGGCUCUCGGCACGGCCCUGGCAGCUUGUGGGUGUCUCCACCACGUGCAAGAACAGACCUUGGAGCACCUGAAAGCAGCCAACUUCCUGGAGCUGUGGCAGGCGCAGGGCAUGGUUUCAGUUGUGUCCCGCUGUGCCGAGAGCCACUUCCAGCUGGCCUUGUCCUUGGUGAAGGAGUUCACGGGGACUUUGAAACGCAAGAAGAGCAAGGCAAGAAGGACCCGUGCUACUCGCGCUGCGCUGCUGGUGAUGUACGGCCGGAUGGCGCUGCGCGCCCCCAGGGAGCAGCUGCUCGCCCGUGUCGAGAGAGACGUGGUGGCGAAUGUCCUGCAGCUCUACCGAGAGGGCUGCCAGGAUGCGCAGCUGAAGCUCUCCCUGGUGCAGAGCGUCACCGAGAUCAGCCUUGCCAUCCAGGCUGCAGGCGCCGGCCCCAGGUUUGAGCUCUGCUGCAAGCGGGAGCUGCUGCAGACCCUGCUGGAGGUGAUUCAGGAAGAGCCCCAGGAGUCCCCGGUGCACCCCCGGGCCCUCGUGGCCAUGCAGCAGUUGAGCAAGCUGAAGCCCCGUCUGAGCAGGGAGGAAAACCGCCACCUCCUGGCUCAGUGCUGCCAGGGCAUCGUGUGCCUUCGUCGCCCGGAGCAGAUGGAAAGGAGAGGGCAGACGGCGGUGGCUGCUUCAUGCUCACCGGGUGUGCAGGCGCUGUCCCUGCGAGCGCUGGGCCAGCUCAUGGGAGCCCUUCUGUGGGCAGAGCUGGCCCCCAUCCGCUUCGAGGACAUGGUGCAGGUCCUGCGGCGCUGGCUCACCUCGGCCCACGCAUGCGAGCGGGAGAGGGCCCUGCAGGUGUGCGUGCAGGUGCUGGGCUCUUAUGAAGAGAGAUGCGAGCACAGGGUGAGCGGGGACCCCAUGCACAGGGAGCUCUGUCGAGGCCGCGCCUGCGAGUGGUUCGGCUCCCUGGCGGGACUGCUGGGGCCUCUGACGUGCGACACGUCGGCCGCGUCCCGCUGGUGGGCAGUGACCUGCCUCGGCCACCUGCUCCGAACAGGAGCCGAGAACACAGACGUGGCGCCCUGGACCAACGAGAUCGGGCGCCUGCCGGUGGACGCUUACCUUCCUGGGGGAUUGCGGAGAGCAAAUAUUCCAGGAGGAGGUGCCCAAACUCGUGCACCUCCUUUACACCUGCCUGCGGAGCACCCGGCAGAGCGCUCGCAGGUGCUUUGUGCUGCGGGCCGUGUUCCUCCUGGCCCACUCUCACCCACAGCCGGUGCUCGACAGCCUCCUCCAGGCGUGCCCGCCCACGGACAGAUCACCCACGCCCUCUGCGAGGUGGUGUCAGUGCUGCAGAGGAAGACACUGGUCCAGCGCCUGCUUCCCUACCUGCUUCCCGGCCUUCUGAGGCAGGUCAGCGAGACGCUGGGGGAGGAGCUGGCACCGUCCAUUGGGGACCUGGAGAGCGCUGACAUGCCGGGCAGCCUUUUUGUGGCGGCAUUGGAGCUGGUGCUGGCGAGGUGCCUGGACAAUCGGUGGCUGCGGCUGCUCCGGGAGCAGGGAGCGUGGGCGUCCCUGGCAGAGCCCCGGGCUCACAGCACCGGCGUGUGUCUCCUGGCGAGCAUGCUGCUCCGCGCAGAGCUCGUCCCACAGCGCCUGCUGCAGAGCCUCUUCCCCUGGCUGGAUUCGCCCUCCGCCAACCUGCGGCUCACGGCCACAGCUUUCUUUGCCGAGCUGAUGAAGGACAAGCUAGUGGAGGAGAGGAAGCUGCUGAAGCCGCUCCUAGAGGCCUUGGGGGAGAGAGCGCGCGACCCCGUCAGCACCGUGCGGCAGAUGGCCGUGAGAGGUCUGGGCAACGCGGCCAGCGGAGCACCCGCGAAGCUGCGGAGGCACGGGGCGGCCGUGGUGUCGGUGCUGCUCAGAGGCCUGGAGGACGCGGCCAGCACAGAGGUGGCUGCCGAGAGCCUGCUGGUGCUGGCGAAGGUGCUGGGGCUGCUGGAGGCGAGGGCCGUGGGCUCUGCCUUUGAAGAGAUCACCAGGGCCAGCCGGGCGUUCUGGGGGGCGGAGGAAGAGGUGCUGCGCUGCUCGGCCUUCGUCCUCUAUGGCACCCUGGCCUCCUCUGCUUCAGGGAGGAGGUCGUUUUUCAGCAGAGAGGUGGAGGCGGCAUUUCCCAGCCUGGUGCUGCACCUCGGGGACCCGGCCCCAGCCGUCUGCAGCGCAUGCAAGGUCUCCCUGCACCUGUGCGCCCCGUUUCUGGGGUCGAAGAGGGUGCGGCAGCGCAUUGCUGCGGGCAUCGGGCUGAGCGCGGCCGAGCUGCAGGAUGAGAUCUGCAGGCACCUGGCCCAAGACUGCCCCACGCUGCUGGAGAGGCUCUGGAGCACAGCCCGGAGCUGCUGCAUGGGGAGCUGCGUGGCGCCGCAGGCGGCAGCCGUCCACGUCCUGGGCCUCCUCCUGGACACAGUGCCGACCGCGUGGCUGCAGCAGCAGGACCUGGCGUUCCUGUCGGGAGGUAGGUGCUGGUGGCUGCACUGCUGCCCCGCGGGCCAAGGAGGCGUCUGGAGGCCCCGCGGGCGCCAACAGCUGGGGCCCUGCCACCCCCCAGAUGUGGCCUUGGUGCAGUGUGGCGCUGCCUGGGGACACAGGGGAGUGGAGAGAGCGGGGUGA